Messenger RNA from Miscanthus lutarioriparius, 1626 nucleotides. The record is from the annotation of a GenBank genome assembly. Lineage: Eukaryota; Viridiplantae; Streptophyta; Magnoliopsida; Poales; Poaceae.
AUGGCUGGCAUCACGACGAUCACGUCGGCAUCCACUUGCACCGCCGUCGGCCUCAUCGUCUUCUUCUUCUUAGCUCCCGUCGCCGCCUUGUCCUUCAACUACGACAGCUUCAGCCCAGAAGACCGCAAGGACAUCAGGGUGGAAGGCGACGCCUACAUCAGCAGCGGGUGGAUCGAGGUGACGGCGAACAGGCUGUCCGGCAUCGGCCACAGCACGGGCCGCGCGUCGUACAACGCCCGGCCGAUGCGCCUCUGGGACAAGGACACCGGCGAGGUGGCCAGCUUCACCACGCGCUUCGCCUUCGUCAUCGACCCGCCGGGGGACCACGGCAUCGACAACAAGGGCACCGGCAUGGCCUUCUUCCUCGCCGCCGCCUACCCGUCGAGCCUGCCGUCCGGCUCCUACGCCUACAACAUCGGGCUCACCAACCAGAGCGCCGACGCCGUGGCCGCCGGCGACGCCCGGUUCGUGGCGGUGGAGUUCGACACCUUCAACGACACCAUCGCGCACGACCCCAACGACACCUACGACCACGUCGGCAUCGACGUCAACUCUAUCAGGUCGGUGGCCACCCAGACCCUGCCGAGCUUCACCCUCAUCGGGAACAUGUCCGCCGAGAUCAGGUACCACAACCUGUCCAGCGUCCUGGAAAUGACGCUGUGGCUGGGCGAUGGAAGGGACACGCCGCCGUCUUACAACAUCAGCCAUAAGGUUGACCUCAAGAGCGCGUUGCCGGAGGACGUCUCUGUUGGCUUCUCUGCCUCGACGUCCACAUCCAUCGAGCUGCACCAGCUGCAUUCUUGGCACUUCAGCUCGUCCUUGGAACCCAAGGCCACACCAAUUCUGCUAGCUCCGCCGCCAGCGCAGCGGCCGCCGCCGCCGCCACCACCACCACCACCCAUGGAUGUGUCCGGUUCUGGACGUGCUGGAGUAAUAGCAGGUGCCAGCGUCGGCGCUGCACUGCUGCUUGUGCUUCUCGUUGCUCUGGCGGCUCUACUCCAACGACGACGUCGGAGGAAGCAGGCGCAAGAGUCGGAUGACGACGAGCCGAUCAUGGAGAUUGAAUUGGGGACGGGGCCGAGGCGCUUCCCGUACCACAAACUCGUUGCUGCGACCAAGGGUUUCGCGCCGGAGGAGAAGCUCGGGCAAGGUGGCUUCGGCUCCGUCUUGCUGGACGGCCAGAAGAACGCCGUCUUCCGGCUCGUCGAGUGGGUAUGGGACCUGUACGGCAGAGGAGCCGCUCUCGCGGCGGCCGACGAGCGGCUGAAAGGAGAGUACGACGCGGCGGAGGUGGAGCGCGUCGUGGCCGUCGGGCUCUGGUGCGCGCACCCUGACCCACGCGCACGGCCGUCCAUCAGAGUAGCCAUGGCCGCUCUCCAGUCCAAUCACGGCCCGGUGCCGGCGCUGCCUGCCAAGAUGCCCGUGGCGACAUACGCGGUGCCACUUGCGUCGCCGGAGGGCGGGGGGCUCUCCUCGUACAACGCUUCCUCGUCAGGGAUGACGUCUUCCAGUUUAACUCAGUCGUCGUCAACGACGGUCACCUCUCAGACAUCCUGCUCCUCCGACGCGUCCGCUGCAACUGGUUUCAAGGACUCGUCUUCGCUGCUCAAACAUCAGUGGUGCUAA